CAUACAAGAUCUCUGCGAGCGCGAUCAGUUGCAUGUACGACUUGAGACUCUUGUGUGGCUACUUUUCGUCGGUUUCUCCAGGUUUGUAGUAAGAUUGUGACUGGAUUUCCUGAAGUUUUCCCAAUUGUGUGUGUGAAAUGAUCUUGCUGGCGAGUGUGUAAAUGAGUAGCUCACUGGGAGCACCCCUACGAAGAUUACGCGGGUGAUUGCAUUUAUAGCCGGGAAGGGGAUAAAAGGAUCGACCAAAACCGCGAGUUUUUCGUAGUUCUCUUCCCGAAUCUUCAAAAUGAAAAGAAUCAAAAUGUGUAGCUUCAAAUGGACUUUACGAAAUAGUUUAGUGAUAAGUGUUUUAGUGUUAAUUGCAUCCACGACUGGUUUGGCCUUGGAUCCGUCGCACCCGCCAACCUAUAUGCCUGCUUUGGAAUGCUACCAUCCCUACGGAAAACCUCAGAAAUGUCUACCAGAAUUCGAAAACGCUGCCUACGAAGUGCAAAUAGAGGCCACAAACACAUGUGGCGACCAUGGUGAGAAGGAGUUUUGCGAGCAAUCCGGUAAUACAAACGAGAAAAGCUGUGAUGAAUGCCGGCGAGGACAGUAUAGCCCAAGAUACUUGACCGACUUGCACGAUCCACAAAAUCCAACCUGGUGGCAAUCUGAAACAAUGUUCGAAGGAAUCCAACACCCGAAUCAAGUGAAUCUCACGUUACACUUAGGUAAAUCGUUCGAUAUCACCUACAUCCGAAUCGUAUUCCAUUCCCCGCGGCCGGAAUCCUUUGCAAUUUACAAACGAGUAUCCCAAAAUGGACCGUGGAUACCGUACCAGUUUUACAGUGCGUCCUGUCGAUAUACUUAUGGAAUGCCCGACUCUUUAUCAAUAAAAAAAGGAGAAGAUGAAUCUAGAGCAUUGUGUACCAGUGAAUACAGUGACAUUUCACCACUGAGGGAUGGAAACAUUGCUUUUUCGUCUUUGGAAGGUCGACCAAGCGCAACAAACUUCGAAAACAGUAUUGCAUUGCAGAAUUGGGUAACAGCAACUGACAUCAGAAUCACCUUGGACCGCCUGAAUACUUUCGGAGACGAAGUCUUUGGUGAUAAGCAAGUACUCAGGUCAUAUUUCUACGCAAUUGCUGACAUUGCAGUCGGUGCUCGAUGCAAGUGCAACGGUCAUGCCAGUAAAUGCGUAGCAAGCACAGGUCUCAAUGGGGAAAGGACGCGCGUCUGCGAAUGUAAACACAACACCGAUGGACCCGACUGCGAACGCUGUCUACCAUAUUAUAAUGACGUCGAAUGGAAACGGGCCACGUCCAAAGAUGUGAACGAAUGUAAACCUUGCAACUGUAAUGGAUAUUCUGAGAAAUGCUUUUUCGAUCGCCAUCUCUUCAACGAAACUGGCCACGGAGGACACUGUUUAGAUUGCAGAGACAACCGUGAUGGCGCAAACUGCGAAAAAUGCAAGGAUAACUACUAUAUGCGCGACGAUGGACACUGCGUUAACUGUGCUUGUGAUAGCGUUGGAUCACUUUCACUGCAGUGUAAUGCUGAGGGACGAUGCACCUGUAAACGUGGCGUGACUGGUGAUAAAUGCGAUAGAUGUGAGGCUAAUUUCUAUCAAUUCGGACCUCAUGGUUGCCAGCCUUGCGGUUGCGAUCCACGCGGUUCUUUGGAUAAUACACCGUCUUGUGAUCCUGAAACCGGGAUUUGCUCUUGCAAGGAAAAUGUUGAAGGAAGACAUUGUAAAGAAUGCAAACCUGGCUUUUUCAAUUUGGAUCUACAAAAUCGAUUUGGUUGCACGCCAUGCUUCUGCUAUGGUCACACAUCCGAAUGUCAAAGUGCCGAAGGUUACAGUAUCGUAUCUACUACAUCCAAUUUCAAUAAGCACUUAGAACGGUGGAGAGCGAUGGACGACAGAGAUAACAAGGUGGAUGUCAAAUAUAACCAGUUCAGCCAAAGCAUCGGAACCAUCGCUAAUGGAAGAGACUUCGUCUACUUCGUUGCUCCUGAUCGUUUUCUGGGCGAUCAAAGGGCAUCGUACAAUCGUCUGUUCAAAUUCAAGCUACAACUUAAUGGCCAAAUUGGGCCGAACCCUUCCCCGUUGGACGUCAUUUUAGAAGGGGCUGGAACCCAAAUUUCCCUGCCGAUAUUUGCUCAAGAUAAUGGAAUACCUGAUGGAAACCUGCGAGAAUUCGUCUACCGACUACAUGAACAUUCUAAUUACUCUUGGCAACCAAGUCAGUCGUCCAGAGGGUUUAUGUCUAUUUUAAGCAAUCUAACGGCAAUUAAGAUUCGAGCAAGCUAUUCUUCCCAUGGCGAAGCCGUUCUUGACGAUGUUGAAUUGGAGACCGCCCAUCGUGAUACAGCUGGUAAUUCAGCACGUUGGAUUGAACAGUGCAGCUGCCCGGAAGGAUAUUUAGGCCAAUUUUGUGAAUCUUGCGCUCCAGGCUAUCGCCACAGUCCCUCUAAAGGCGGGCCAUUUAUGCCAUGUAUUCCAUGUGAUUGUAAUAAGCACGCCACGAUUUGCGACUCGGAAACAGGUCGCUGCAUUUGCCAACAUAAUACCGCUGGAGACACAUGUAACCAAUGUGCCAAGGGAUACUAUGGCAAUGCUUUAAUUGGAACUCCAGACGAUUGCAAACCAUGCAAUUGUCGGGGUGGUGGCGCAUGCUUCCAAAUGCCUGAUGAUUCAGUGGUUUGCUUCGAAUGUCCAUCUGGAUAUGCUGGAUCAAAGUGUGAGGAUUGUUCUGAUGGAUACUAUGGUGAUCCAGCGGGAGUAUUAGGAGAAGAGAGAAUAUGCAAGCCCUGCGAUUGCAAUGGGAACGUGGAUCCCAAUGCUGUUGGAAACUGUAAUCGGACAACAGGACAAUGUUUGAAAUGUAUCUACAAUACAGCCGGGGAGAACUGUAACGAAUGCUUGCCAGGAUAUUUCGGCGAUCCCCUCGCACUGCCGCAUGGAAGCUGCGAACAAUGUAGUUGCUAUCCACCAGGAACUGAACAAACAGAAGAUGGAAUAUCGAUCUGCGAUCAGCUUUCAGGUAACUGCAAAUGCAAACCGAACGUAAUUGGACAUAAUUGUAACGAGUGCCAGCCCGGCUACUUUAACAUUGUUUCUGGCAAUGGCUGCGAGAAUUGUUACUGCGAUCCAGUUGGAAGUUAUAACUCCACCUGCGACCGAUUCACAGGUCAGUGCUUCUGCAAGGAAGGUGUUACAGGACUUCGUUGUGACCAGUGUGCAACCUAUCAGUACGGCUUUUCGGCGGAAGGAUGUAAGCCUUGCGAUUGCGAUGAAAGCGGUUCAAAAGGAUUCCAAUGUGAUGAAUACGGCCAAUGUCCAUGUAAUGAUAAUGUCGAAGGAAGGCAGUGCAAUCGCUGCAAAGAAAAUAAAUAUGAUCGACAUCAAGGCUGCAUAGAUUGUCCUCCAUGCUACGACCUAGUCCAAGACGCUACCAACGCCCAUAGAAGCAAACUCGCAAAUCUCAGUCAGACCUUGGACGAUAUUGCCAAAACACCCGUAACAAAUGAUGAGGAAUUCGAAUCGAAGCUACGUACUGUACAAGAGAAACUCAAUAUCCUCCUGGAUGACGCAAAAGCUGGUGCUGGUGGAGGUGAUCGAACUCUCGUUGAACGCCUACAGGAUCUUCGUGACCGCCUGGACAAGGUCCAAGAGCAGCUUGAUGCAGCUGACAAACUACAUGCAGACAGUGAAUCAAGUGUUAAAAAGUCAAAUGAAACAGUCACGGAGGCUAAGAAGUUUAUAGAGGACGCACAAAACGAAAUAACAGCAGCUUUUCAACGUCUUAGAACGGACGGAACUCAAGCUUUGCAGCGAGCCCGUGAGAAGGCGAGCAAGUUGGGAUCACAGUCAGAACAAAUCAGUAAAAUUGCCAGAGAUUCUCGACGUCUGGCCGAUGAAUUCGAAGCUACGGCUGAGGAGGAUCGAAAGAAUGCCAAGGAAGCCAAUGAGACAGCGUUCAAAGCAUACGAACUAGCUAAGAGCUCUCUCAAUCUGCAGAAAAAUAUUAGUGAUGAGUUACGAUCGGAAGUUGAACUUGAAAUGUCUGAGGCGAAAUUAAAGCUGGCUAGCACCGCGAAACAAACGAAGGAGGCGUUGGAGAAAGCCACUGCAAUGCAGGAUGCCGCCUUGACCCUGCUCGCUGAUGUGGAAGAAUUGGUCACCCCGCAGGUGGACGUCGCACAACUGAAGAAAGAUGCUACCGAAGCCAAUCAGGAGGCAAAAAAACUGAAAACAGAUGCCGAUGAACUUGGGGCGAAACACGACGAAUUACUGGCAGAUUUUGACGAGGAAUUGACUCUUGCAGAAGUGCUUAUAGAACGUGACACGAUACAGAAAAUGAAGAAUGCCGAACUGCUAGAAGAAGCCAAAAUGGCUUAUGACGAAGUGCAAAAGGCGGUUGCUCAAGGCGACGGAGUUUUGAAAGAUGCUAAUAAUACCUAUCAUACCUUAGCUGGAUUCCAAUCGCAAGUUCAAAAAUCAUCUGCGGAGGCUCAGAAAGCUCUUGAAACAGUGGCCGCCAUUGAAGAAGAAAUUCAGAGUGCGGAAAAACUGACAAGGGAGGCUGAAGAGGCCUUAGCCGGAGCAAAAGAUAACGCUGAAGAAGCUAGGAAAAAUGCUCAAGAAGCACAAGAAGUUUAUGCAGAACAAGCCUCAAAGGAAGCUGAAGAAAUCCGUAAGAAGGCUAAUGCAACCAAAGAGAAUGCUCGUAAACUUCGCGGUGAAGCUGAUCAGCUUAAUGGCCGUGUCGCAGUUACAGAGAAUAAUAUUCAAAGCAUGGAAGACAAAUUCGCAGAAGACGAAAAUCUUGUUGAGGAUGCCAAGAAGAAGGUUGGAGAGGCUCAGAGUAAUGCAGAAGAAGCACAAACGAAGGUCAAAAAGGCUUUGCAAGAAGUAAAGGCUAUCAUGGAUGAUCUUGAUAAUUUAGGGGAUAUAAAUAUGGAUGAUCUUGAUAAACUGGAAACACGUUUGGACAACGUCGAAGAAAGCCUACGCAAUGCCGAUAUCGAGCAACGUCUCGAAACUCUAAUCGAGAUGAAAACCAUUCAGAAUAAGUGGAUCGCCGAAUACGAGAAGGAGAUCAAACGUCUCGAGGUCGAGGUGACGAACAUUCAGGCGAUCGCGAAUGCCCUGCCCCCGGGUUGCUUCAAGCGAACCCACUUAGAACCAUAGACAUAGGAGCAAGCCAUAAAUAUAUAAACCCUCAAUUUGUAACAAAAGCAAGAGAACCAGUUAAUGUAGUUAGCACUUAUAUGUAUAUGAAUUUGCAAUCUCCUUUCAGUCAUUUACUUUACUUUGUAAUAGUUUUGUAACGCUAUAGACAAAUAUUCGUAAUGCACAAAUUAUAACUGCCACAUGUUGAGAUACAACAAACCCUUUCAACUAGUUGAUAGGCCAAUGCGCGAGCAUUUAAUUAAGUCACGUGAGUAUUUCUCUAAUUAAAAAAUCGUAUCUUUUGUUGUGUAGUCACGGCAAGAAGCGAAGAUAUAUAAAGUUCCAGUUGUCUUUUAUUUAUAUCGAGUAGAGCAACCAGUUUGUUACUUAAUGCCUCUUAUGAAAUUUAAAUAAACGCUAAUGCUUCCUAAUAUUAAAGAGUUUAUCUUUAGACAUUUAAACCGUUGGCUUCUAUGUUUGUAAUGAAAAAGAAAACGAAGUUCAAUAUUGCCACGUUAGGCCAUUUGUACAUUAUCAGAUCCAAGUUCGAAAUUGCUUUGUUAACUUUGCAGACAAAUUUAAAUGUUCAAUAAUUUCAAUAAAAAUUAAGGAAGAAUA
This is a messenger RNA of Hermetia illucens (black soldier fly), 5779 nucleotides long. RefSeq names its product laminin subunit gamma-1 (gene LanB2). The record is from RefSeq and is a predicted model, not a curated record. The coding region runs from base 287 to 5179 and encodes 1630 amino acids. The transcript has 22 exons. Lineage: Eukaryota; Metazoa; Arthropoda; Insecta; Diptera; Stratiomyidae.